CCACCUGUCGCAAAUCCCUCCGCGGCAACUGUUUGGUCUACAUCUGCCGACUUCCCGUCCACCUGCAUCUCAAAUCUUCCGCUGACGCCCGUCAAUAUUGCGCAUCUGUACCUGAGUAGUCUAUGUACGUAUGUACGUAUACACAUGUUAUGA
This is a messenger RNA of Bipolaris zeicola 26-R-13, 153 nucleotides long. RefSeq lists its product as uncharacterized. The record is from RefSeq and is a predicted model, not a curated record. The transcript has a single exon. The annotation marks the transcript as partial. Lineage: Eukaryota; Fungi; Ascomycota; Dothideomycetes; Pleosporales; Pleosporaceae.